Drosophila montana is the source of this 2309-nucleotide messenger RNA. Its product is annotated as eEF1A lysine and N-terminal methyltransferase homolog. Lineage: Eukaryota; Metazoa; Arthropoda; Insecta; Diptera; Drosophilidae. The transcript has 7 exons. The record is from RefSeq and is a predicted model, not a curated record. The coding region runs from base 215 to 2236 and encodes 673 amino acids.
UAUAGGUCUAGCAGAAAUUCAAUUUAUUCCGAAGUUAUUUAUGGGAGACAUAAACAAACCAAUUACUCAAACAAACUUUGCGCGCUGAUAUGUGACGUCACAAUUAUGUGUCCAAAUUUAGCAUAUUUUUGAAUAACAUUGAAGUAGCAUCAACUGCGCGAUAAACAACAAACGUGCUUAUAGCUGACUACAAUUUAUUUGCUAAGAACUAACAAUGAAUUUGUUGCCAAGAACGCGAGAGGAGUUUGCCCAAACGGACUACUGGAAUGAAUUCUUCAAAAAACGCGGUGAAAAGGCGUUUGAAUGGUAUGGCGAGUAUUUGGAACUAUGCGAUCAGAUACACAAGUAUAUAAAGCCCGCCGACAAAAUUCUGAUGCUUGGUUGCGGCAAUUCAAAACUCAGCAUGGACAUGUACGACACGGGAUUUCGGGAUAUAACUAACAUUGACAUCUCUCCUGUUGCUGUGAAAAAAAUGAUAGAGAUAAACGCGAAAACACGGCCGGACAUGAAGUUCAUUCAGAUGGACGCAACGGAUAUGUCAUUUUCAGACGAGAGCUUCUCAGUGGCCUUGGAUAAGGGCACACUAGAUGCCAUAUUUGUGAAUGAUGCCGAGGACACCAAACAUAUUGUAGAUCGUUAUUUUGGAGAAAUAUUGCGCACAAUGCGAAAUGGAGGUCGAUAUGUUGGUAUAUCCAUGUUGCAGGAGCACAUCCUUGACUAUCUGCUGGAGUUUCUGCCGCGUAACAACUGCAUGUUGCGCAUUGUGCACUGUCUGGAUGUGGAGCGUGCCAACCAGGAAAGAAAUGCCGAGGAAUCCCUAACGCUACCUGUUUUUGUUAUAAUUGCCACUAAGUUUAAGAGCUUGCCUAUGCCGAUCCUUGAGUUUGGACUCGGUAGCGACAAAAUGCAACGUUUUAGUUGUCCGGCGGAUCUCACUAAUGCUGUGGCCUCUGUGCAAAAAGCAGCGCUGGUCUGCAAUGGAUUGGCGCGCUCUAGUAUUGUUGGCCAUAAUGAAGUCACCAUGGACCUGCAUCGGGCUGCAGAGCCAACGCCUCGAUAUACGGUUCAUGUCAUGGAUCAAAUGCCAUCGCGAGGUCUUGGCAAAUAUGCCGCAUUUAUUGUGCCUCAAGGGCGAGAAACCGAGUGGCUUUUUGCAACAACCGCAGGUCGAAAAAAACUGCAGGCAUCCGCCAAGUUUCAGCGACUGGCUGUAGUGACAUUGCAUCGCGAUCAGGUUUAUAGCACACUGGAGGAGGUGAAGAGUGAACUGGCUUAUAGCAUUACGAAUCUCGCGCCUGCAGGUCUGAAGGAACAGAUUCCCUACUUAUCUUUGGGCUCCGAAGUAGGAAAGCGGGAGACGCUGAUUUCUGGAUUCUCUAAAUUAUCUGGCGACUUUCGCAUUGAAGAAGUGGAAGUCGAUGGUAAAACACUUCGCCGUCUGAUAUUCCUCAAAAAUCAGUUUGUGGUGCAAUCAGAAGCUUUAGUGAAAACAGUGAAAAUCAAAGGGAAAAAGGAUCGUAAAAAAAUAGACUUUGGCUACUUGGCAUGCCAUCAUCAUCUCUUCAUGUCCGUGGGCGUGCAGCUGGCCGCGACUAUGCAAUGCCCGAAGAAAGAUAUACAGAACGACGUGCUGGUCAUUGGGCUGGGCGGCGGUGGGUUGUGCAGUUUCCUACAUGCCGCCUUUCCUCAAACACGUAUUACGGCUGUAGAAAUAGAUCCCAUAAUGCUGGAAGUAGCUGAGCAAUAUUUUGAGCUUAAGCAAGACGACCGCCUACAUGUAGUCAUAGAUGAUGGCCUCGCCUUUGUAGAGCGCUGUUGUAAUGAAGGCAUACAUUUUGCAGCUGUGCUUUUCGAUGUAGAUAGUAAGGAUCUGUCCCUCGGCAUGAGCUGUCCGCCCAAAAGUUUUCUUGCCCACAAGAUACUUAUGUACAUAAAGGAGAUCAUUGGGCCGAAUGGCCUCUUCAUGUUAAAUCUGGUGUGUCGAGAUGAAUCGUUGCGCGAGGAGGCGAUAGGCGAUCUGCAGCGAGAGUUUGCAUCUGUUUGUAGCUAUAAACUGGACGAAGAUAUCAAUGAAGUUGUUUUCUGUGCCAACGAUGAAAAGUACAAAACGGUCGAGCAAUGGAAGAAGCACUUGGGUACAGCCGGACGUCACCUGAACAGUGCUAUCAGGGAUCGUAAAUUGGCUAACAAAGAUGCGCUCGAUGUUGCGGAAUUUUUGAGUGAUUUGAAAAUAUAAAAAUCAGAUUGUAUUGAUUUUAUAAAUAAAUGUUAUCUGCUUUUACUUUAAAUAAACGUACAAUUUAUAAUUA